AUGCCUCGCUCACUGCAGCUCGUCGACGUCGAGGGCGCCAAGCCCGGCAAAGUCUACUACCCCCUCCAAAUCAAACAGGUCCCCAAGCCCACGCCCGGCCCCGACGAGGUCCUCGUGCGCAUGACCGCCGCCGCCCUCAACCACCGGGACCUCUUCAUCCGGCAGCACCUGUACCCCAACAUUGACACCGCCAAGCCGCUCCUCGCCGACGGCUGCGGCGUUGUCGUCGAGCUCGGUGCCGGCGUCGCCCCCUCUCUGCUGCACCAGUCCGUCAUCCUCACCCCGAGCCGGGGCUGGGACCGCGACCCGCAAGGGCCCGAGGACCCGUCGCGCUUCGUCAUCUGCGGCAGCCAGCAGGGCACCGACGCGGGGUGCGCGGCGGACUACGUGCUCGCGCCCGCCACCGAGGUUGAGCCGAUGCCGGCGCACCUCUCGCCCGUCGAGGCCGCGGCGCUGCCGCUCGUCGGGCUGACGGGGUGGCGGGCGCUGGUGACCAAGGCGGGCAUCGACGGGCCGGGCAAGAACGUGCUCAUCACGGGCAUCGGCGGCGGCGUGGCGCUGCAGGUGCUCCAGUUCGUGGUGGCGCUCGGCAGCAACGCGUACGUGACGUCGGGGGACCAGGCCAAGAUUGAGCGCGCCGUGGCCAUGGGCGCGCGCGGCGGCGUGCUGUACACGGCGCCGCGCUGGGGCAGCACCCUGAAGAAGACGCUGCUGCCGCGCGACAGGCCCUGGCUGGACGCCGUCGUCGACGGCGCGGGCGGGUCCGUGGUGCAGGAGACGGCGGCGGUGCUGCGGCACGGCGGCGUCAUUGCGCAGUACGGCAUGACCGUCGGCCCCAAGAUGGAGUGGCUGAUGAAGGCGGUGCUGGCGAACAUUGACCUGCGCGGGUCCACCAUGGGCUCGCGCCGCGAGUUUCGAGACAUGGUUGCGUUUGUCAACGAGCAUAGGAUUAAGCCCGUCGUCAGCCAGAGCAUCCGCGGACUGGGCAACCUGGAGCAGAUCAACGGGCUGUUUGACGUCAUGGCUGCAGGCCGCCAGUUUGGAAAGCUCGUGAUUGAGAUUGACGACGAGGCUGAGGCUGCCAAGUUGUAA
Molecule: messenger RNA, 1092 nt
Organism: Cordyceps militaris CM01
Lineage: Eukaryota; Fungi; Ascomycota; Sordariomycetes; Hypocreales; Cordycipitaceae
Product: alcohol dehydrogenase
Exons: 2
Coding region: 1-1092 (363 amino acids)
Molecular function (GO): oxidoreductase activity
Source: RefSeq, a predicted model, not a curated record